Molecule: messenger RNA, 3751 nt
Organism: Notechis scutatus (mainland tiger snake)
Lineage: Eukaryota; Metazoa; Chordata; Lepidosauria; Squamata; Elapidae
Gene: MANEA
Product: mannosidase endo-alpha
Cellular component (GO): Golgi membrane
Molecular function (GO): alpha-mannosidase activity
Source: RefSeq, a predicted model, not a curated record
CCCAAAUCAGAUAGGCCUGGCCCUGCAAGCCUUUCAUAAGGCUUUGAAAACCUGGCUUGUCUCCCAGGUCUUGGGCCCGGUUUUUAGAUGAGCUCAUUCUUUAAAGAUUAAGAUAAUAAUUGUGAUUGGCUUAUUGGUGUUAUGUUUUGCAAUUUGCCUUCUGGGCUUUCAUUGUGGCUUUCAUUUGUUUACUUGUUUGUAACUCAUUGUUAGGCAUCCAGAGUUGGAAUUACUAGUUGGGUGGCAAUAUAAACUGGGAAGUGUAUGGAAAUUCUUUGUCCUUUGCAUUUUGUCUCCAUGUUACAAUCCAGAUAGUAAAGUAAAUGUGUCCCAAAAUGGAGAUGUUUUGUUCUUCUUCUAUUGACUUGAACAUGUCAAUCCUUUGAGACUAGUAGAAGGGGGAAGCUUAAGCUGGUAUGGUUUAUAUUACAGUAGUUCUUGUUGUCAGAGAAAUCACAUACCAUAAAUGAUUUCUGACUUUCCCAUCCUCUUCAAUCCUCAAAGUACUAAUAAUGGGAAAAGCAGGACUGUGCUCAGUGUCUUUUGAAUAAAUGCCCUGUUUUAUCAAGAUGUUCAUAUCUAUAUCACUAUAUCUGAAUGAGAUACUUAAGGUUAUAGAAAUAAAGAGAGGGGUGUCAACCAGGAGAUCAAUAAACUCAUUGAGAGCAUGGCAAACAGAAGACCAACCUGCCUUCUUUCAUUAGCCAACGAAGAACCGUGCCUGUUUUUACUUUUGUGUUCUUUUCUUAUUCCUUUUGCUUUUUCUUUUAACCUGUUAGAUAUCGUCCUGGGCUGGGACUGUUUUAUAUUUUAAAGAUAAAGGGUUCCUUGUCUCAAUAUUAGAACAGUUGCUUUAUGUGUAGAAGAUCCCAGACAGGCAAAUAUUGAAAGAAACAUUGUUGUAUUGUGCCACAAGAUCCCUGGCUUUCAUGACCCAUAAGCAAAUGGGUCUUGUAUUGAACAACACUGAAUUUGUAAUUCCGCCCUUCCUUGCCCCUCCCCCCCCCAUGUCCUCAUUACCCCAUCCUAGCAGAUUAGCCAGAGACUUUUUCAGGUAGCCUGGGAUACUGUUUAAGUAGAUGAGGUACUGCAUAGCCCUCUCAACAAUGGGAAGCAUUUCCAAUUAUUCAGGCUUGAGAAGGACUUUGAGCUACUCAGGUGACAACUUCCAGUUCUUUCACAUGCUCAUUGAACAGCUUGUUGAACUACUUUGCAGGCAAGAGAAGACUAAUUGACUGACUGACCUGACUGACUGACUGAACAGGGAUGGAGAUUGAUAAAGCAGCUGGACGCUUCCUACCUGUGUCCUGAACUACCAUGAUAUCAUGGCAAGAUUUCGCAGGAGAACAUGCAUCGUUUUGUUGCUUUUUAUUUUAUUUAUUUGCUCUAUAAUGAUGGCGCUGAAAACUCUGAGACCAGAAAGAGUUGGGUUUGGAGAUCCAUUUGGUCUUGGCCUGUUACCAGAUUUUCAGCAACAGACAACACAUUUAAAAAAGAAGAUCAGUCUGCAUAAAGGAGCAAAAGAAGACAGUUUCCCAAGAACCAAAAGUGUUCAUCCUCUACCGAUGAAUCUCAAAACACCUGCAACUUCUAUAAGAAAAAUGGAAGAGCUACCUCCUCCAAAUUAUAACUUCCAUGUAUUUUACUACAGCUGGUAUGGGACUCCACAGUUUGAUGGAAAAUAUAUUCACUGGGACCACCCAUUAUUGACACACUGGGAUCCAAAAAUUGCAAGUGGUUAUCCAAAAGGCAGACACAGUCCUCCAGAAGAUAUUGGCUCAAGCUUCUACCCAGAACUUGGACCUUAUAGCUCUAGGGACCCAUCUGUCAUAGAAGCUCACAUGAAGCAAAUGAGAUCAGCAUCCAUUGGGGUUUUGGCUCUUUCCUGGUACCCUCCUGUUAUGGCUGAUGAAAAUGGAGAGCCCACUGAUGGGCUUGUGCCUAUAAUUUUGGAUAUUGCACACAAGUAUAAAUUAAAGGUCACUUUCCAUAUUGAGCCAUAUAAAGACAGAGAUGAUCGUAGCAUGUACAGCAAUGUCAAGUAUAUUAUAGACAAAUAUGGAGACCAUCCAGCUUUUUACAGACAUAAAGUCAGUACAGGUAGAACGCUUCCCAUGUUCUAUGUUUAUGAUUCUUACAUCACAAUCCCAGAAAUGUGGGCAAACCUGCUCACAGUAUCAGGAUCUCAUAGUAUACGUAAUACACCCUAUGACAGCUUAUUCUUUGCCCUUCUUGUAGAAGAAAAACAUAAACACGAAAUUCAUCGAAGUGGCUUUGAUGGAAUUUACACCUAUUUUGCCACAAAUGGCUUCUCUUAUGGUUCAAGCCAUCAUAAUUGGCCCAGUUUAAAAGCUUUCUGUGACAUAAAAAACUUAAUGUUUAUUCCAAGUGUGGGCCCAGGCUACAUAGAUACGAGCAUCCGACCUUGGAACAAUCACAACACACGCAAUCGUGUCAACGGGAAAUAUUACGAGACAGCAUUCAGUGCUGCGCUUCUAGUAAGACCUGAAAUCAUUUCCAUCACCUCUUUUAAUGAAUGGCACGAAGGGACUCAGAUUGAAAAGGCCAUUCCUAAAAAGACAGAUGUGACAACUUAUCUGGAUUAUCAGCCGCAUAAACCAAAUAUUUAUCUGGAGCUUACUCACAAGUGGUCUGAAAAAUAUAGCAAAGAAAAGGACCAGUGGCUUACAUGAGUUGCCAUUGUGGUUGAGAAUUCGACAAUGAAUCUAUGACUGAUAGAUUGAGAAGAUGUUGUGAGGAAGUGGUCUGACUAUUUCUACAGCUUUGUUAUAGAAAGUUUUCACUUUAAGGAACAAAGGUAACAACAAGCAAUACUGUCCCUUCAGUUACUUUAUUAUAUGAAGACUAUGUUGGCUAUGCUUAAUAUUGUAUAUAUUGUUCUGUACUACAAAUACUGUUUCCAGAGUAUUUGAGUGAUAGUACAAAUAGACUGUUAAAAGAGCUAAAUUCAAAAUUGGCUGCAAUUAAAAUAGUUAUAUAAGAUAUCUGCAUGCAGCUGAUUUUUUUCCCCCAUUUGGGGGGGAGGAAAACCACUCUCAAAGCAAAACAAGUUUAGAACCCAUUUCAAAUACAAUUUGAAAAGCUGUAGUUGAGAAAUAACUUCAAGCAAAGGUAAUACUCACAACUAGUCCUUUCUCAGAAAAUCUCUUGGAUCAGAAGCUUGGAACAACUAUGUACAAAGAUAUUUAUCCAAGUCUAUUGAAGAUUAAUGUAUAUAUGAUGCAUGUUACUGUAAAAAGAAGAAUUUCUCUGGGAACUUUUUAGUUCAAGAACCACUUAAAAUUAGUGCUAUGUAAGAGCACAGUAUUGUGGUCCUGUUCAGAUCUUGUUUAAUCACCAUGUGAAUAGCUGGAAUUGGUAAUAAAUUCCCUGUUAUUAUAUUUAGUGUGCUUUUCAUGAAAAACCUUUUAUUUGCCUUUACUUUAUUAAAAUUAGGGAGGGAAGUAAAAAUUUCAUAAUAUUUCUAGACAGUAAUAGUUUCAAUUUAGUUAUUUCUAAGAGGUGGUAAAUUUCCACCCACUUUUUUAUGCAAAUCACUUCAAAUAAAAUUAUGAAACAAUCCUAAUUCUCUUCCUCCCCCCCCCCCCCCCCCCCCAAAAAAAAAGGUUGAAGGAAGGAAUUAAAACAGUUACCAACUAAAAUUGAAAUACUAGGAAAUUUAAAGUGUCAUUCAAUUUAUUCAUAGAAUAGUCUGACCUGGAAAAAGGACUUUUAACGGGAAGGGCUGUUC